Rangifer tarandus platyrhynchus (Svalbard reindeer) is the source of this 6204-nucleotide messenger RNA. NCBI's taxonomy places the organism in Eukaryota, Metazoa, Chordata, Mammalia, Artiodactyla, Cervidae. The record is from the annotation of a GenBank genome assembly.
AUGUUAGAAACUAUAGACAAAAAUCGGGCCGUGCAGGCAGCAGAGCGCUUGCAGGCCAAGCUGAGGGAGCGUGGGGACGCAGCGAAUGAAGACAAGCUGAGCCUUCUCAAGUCAGUGCUCCAGAGCCCGCUCUUCAGCCAGAUUCUGACCCUUCAGACUUCCAUACAGCAGCUAAAAGACCAGGUAAACAUUGCAACUUCAACAAUUUCAAAUGUCGAGUAUGGUCACAUUCCACAUCUCAGCCCAGGUGUAAUUCCUACUCUACAAAAUGAAUCAUUUUUAUCAUCCCCAAAUAAUGGAAAUCUGGAAGGUCUUACAGGAUUGGGUACUGCACAUAUCAAUGGGAAACCUGCUUGUGAUGAAUUUGAUCAACUGAUCAAAAAUAUGGCCCAGGGUCGCCAGAUAGAAGUUUUUGAGCUCCUCAAACCUCCAUGUGGAGGCCUUGGGUUCAGUGUGGUGGGACUGAGGAGUGAAAACCGGGGAGAGCUGGGUAUAUUUGUGCAGGAGAUCCAGGAGGGCAGUGUGGCCCACAGAGAUGGAAGAUUGAAGGAAACUGACCAGAUCCUUGCUAUUAAUGGACAGGCACUUGAUCAGACAAUUACACAUCAGCAGGCCAUCAGCAUCCUGCAGAAAGCCAAAGAUACUGUCCAGCUGGUUAUUGCCAGAGGCUCAUUGCCUCAGCUCAUCAGCCCCAUAGUUUCCCGUUCUCCAUCUGCGGCGAGCACACUGUCAGCUCAUUCUAAUCCAGCUCACUGGCAGCAUGUGGAAACUAUUGAAUUGGUCAAUGAUGGUUCUGGUCUGGGGUUUGGCAUCGUAGGAGGAAAAGCAACUGGUGUGAUUGUGAAGACCAUUCUGCCUGGAGGUGUAGCUGAUCAGCAUGGGCGAUUAUGCAGUGGAGACCACAUUCUAAAGAUUGGUGAUACAGAUCUAGCAGGAAUGAGCAGUGAGCAGGUAGCCCAAGUCCUCAGACAGUGUGGAAAUAGAGUGAAGUUGAUGAUUGCAAGAGGUGCCAUUGAAGAACCAACAGCACCUACCUCUUUGGGCAUCACCCUGUCCUCAUCCCCAGCUUCUACACCAGAAAUGCAGGUUGAUGCUUCAACUCAGAAAAGUGAAGAAAGUGAGACAUUUGACGUAGAACUCACAAAAAAUGUCCAAGGAUUAGGAAUUACCAUUGCUGGAUACAUUGGAGAUAAAAAAUUAGAACCUUCAGGGAUCUUUGUUAAGAGCAUUACAAAAAGCAGUGCUGUGGAGCAUGAUGGAAGAAUCCAAAUUGGAGACCAAAUUAUAGCAGUAGAUGGCACAAACCUUCAGGGCUUUACCAAUCAACAAGCAGUGGAGGUGUUGCGACACACGGGGCAGACUGUACAUCUGACGCUAAUGAGAAGAGGCACCAAGCAGGACGCCGAAUCGGCGUCACGGGAGGACGUCACAAAAGAUGCGGCUUCAUCUCCUGUUAAUGCAAGGGUUAGCAAAGAUACUUAUCAAGAAGAUGAAGAUUCUUUAUUGCUGAGGAGAAACACCAGCAUAUUACCAAUUGAGGAAGAAGUGUCAGCUGACAGAGAGGAAACAGAAGAUGCUCAGCAGCAGGAAGCUGCCCUGCUGGCCAAGUGGCAGAGGAUGAUGGGGAUUAAUUAUGAGAUAGUGGUGGCUCAUGUGAGCAAGUUCAGCGAGAACAGUGGUUUGGGAAUAAGUCUGGAAGCAACAGUAGGCCAUCAUUUUAUCCGAUCUGUCCUCCCGGAAGGUCCUGUUGGACACAGUGGGAAGCUUUUCAGUGGAGAUGAGCUGUUGGAAGUGAACGGCAUAACCCUUCUUGGGGAGAGUCACCAGGAUGUGGUGACUGCUCUGAAAGAGCUUCCUGUAGAGGUGACAAUGGUGUGCUGUCGUCGAACGGUGCCGCCUGCUGCCCCGUCGGAGUUGGAGAGCCUGGACUUAGGUGACAUCGAACUGACAGAAAAGCCUCAUGUAGAUCUAGGUGAACUCAUCGGGUCCUCGGAGACAGAGGAUCCUGUGCUGACUAUGACUGAUGUGGGUCAGAAUGCAGAGGAAGUUCAAGGACCUUUGGCUAUGUGGGAAGCUGAUGUUCAGAACAUAGAGCUGGAGAAAGGGAGCAAAGGACUUGGUUUUAGCAUUUUAGAUUACCAGGAUCCAGUUGAUCCAGCAAGCACUGUGAUCGUCAUUCGUUCUUUGGUGCCUGGUGGAAUUGCCGAAAAGGAUGGACGACUACUCCCUGGAGAUCGACUCAUGUUUGUCAAUGAUGUUAACUUGGAAAACAGCAGUCUCGAGGAAGCUGUACAGGCCCUGAAGGGUGCACCAUCAGGAACUGUGAGAAUAGGAGUUGCCAAGCCUCUGCCUCUGUCCCCAGAAGAGGGUUAUGUUUCUGCUAAGGAGGAUUCCUUUCUCUACCUGCCACAUUCCUGCGAGGAGGAAGGGCUGGCUGAUAAAGCCCUCUUCAGGGCUGACUUGGCUCUGGUGAGCGCAAACGAUGCUGACUUAGCAGAUGAGUCUGCCGUGGAGUCACAGCACUCUCCUGAUAAUGACAGUAUCUACUCCGCUCAAGCCUCUAUUUUACCUCUUCGUGGCAGUGCUUGUAGUGAUAACCUGAAUUAUGGUCCCUCCCUUCCUUCUUCUCCUCCCAAGGAUAUUACUGAAAAUUCCUCAGAUUCAGUACUUGAUCUGCAGAUGUCCUUGGAGGAGCUAUAUGCCCAAAAUCUCUUGCAAAGGCAGGAUGAGAGUUCACCUUCAGUGGACUUGAGCAUGGGGCCGGCUUCUGGCUUUGCCAUGAAUGACUAUACACCUGCAAAUGCUAUUGAACAGCACUAUGAAUGUGACAGCAUCAGAGCAUGGACUGAGUCUCACCUACCAAAUGAAGUUGUAUCAAGUGCAGAGCUGAAUUCUCAUGUGCCAACUGAUUCGACUGGAAAGGGCUCCAAGUUCUUAAUUCCUCAAGGUUCCCUGGCCUCUGCUGCUGAGUGCGUCAUGCUCCAAAAUGCACCCAGAGAAUCUUUCGAGAGGACUAUUGCAAUAGCAAAAGGCAAUUCCAGCUUAGGAAUGACAGUAAGUGCUAAUAAAGAUGGCUUGGGGGUGAUUGUUCGAAGCAUUAUUCAUGGAGGUGCCAUUAGUCGAGAUGGUCGGAUUGCUGUUGGGGACUGCAUCUUGUGCAUUAAUGAAGAAUCUACUAUCAGUUUAACCAAUGCCCAGGCACGAGCCUUGUUGAGAAGACAUUCUCUCAUUGGGCCUGACAUAAAAAUUACUUAUGUACCUGCAGAAUAUUUGGAAGAGUUCAAAACAAGCUUGGGGCAGCAAUCUGGAGGAAUAAUGGCACUGGAUAUUUUUGCUUCCUACACUGGCAGAGACAUUCCGGAGCUACCCGAGCGAGAAGAAGGAGAGGGGGAAGAAAGUGACCUUCAAAAUGCAGCCUACAGCAACUGGAAUCAGCCUCGGCGGGUUGAACUUUGGCGAGAACCAAGCAAAUCCUUGGGCAUCAGCAUUGUUGGUGGACGAGGGAUGGGGAGUCGUCUAAGCAAUGGUGAAGUGAUGAGGGGCAUUUUCAUCAAACAUGUUCUUGAAGAUAGUCCAGCUGGCAAAAAUGGAACCCUGAAACCUGGAGAUAGAAUAGUAGAGGUGGAUGGCAUGGACCUCAGAGAUGCAAGCCAUGAACAAGCUGUGGAAGCCAUUCGGAAGGCAGGCAGCCCUGUAGUCUUUGUGGUACAGAGCAUUGUAAACAGACCAAGGAAAUCCCCUUUGCCUUCCUUGCCGCACAACCUUUACCCUAAGUACAAGUUCAACAGCACUAACCCAUUUGCUGAUUCUCUACAGUUCAACGCUGACAAGGUGCCCAGUCAGUCAGAAUCAGAGUCAGAAAAGCUUCCUCUAUGCCACUCACCUCCACCCCUACCUCCAGUGUUGGCAGAAAUGAGUGGGGAUCACGCUCUGUCAUCUGCAAAUGAAACCUCAGAAGAUGUGGAUGAAGAGGAUGAAUUUGGUUACAGCUGGAAAAAUAUCAGAGAACGUUACGGGAGCCUCACAGGCGAGCUCCACAUGAUCGAACUAGAGAAAGGUCGUAGUGGUUUGGGUCUGAGUCUUGCUGGGAACAAAGACCGAUCAAGAAUGAGUGUUUUUAUAGUGGGGAUUGAUCCAAAUGGAGCAGCUGGGAAAGAUGGUCAACUGCAGGUUGCAGAUGAGCUUCUAGAGAUCAAUGGUCAAAUUUUAUAUGGAAGAAGUCAUCAGAAUGCUUCAUCAAUCAUCAAAUGUGCCCCUUCUAAAGUAAAAAUAAUUUUUAUCAGAAAUAAAGAUGCAGUGAGUCAGAUGGCCGUAUGUCCUGGGCAUACAGUGGAACCUUCACCUGCUACCUCAGAGAAUCUUCAAAAUAAGGAGGCUGAACCGAGUGUUCCUACUUCUGAUGCAGUUGUUGACCUCAGUUCAUUGACGAAUGUGCAGCAUUUAGAACUUCCUAAGGAUCAGGGGGGUUUGGGUAUUGCCAUAAGUGAAGAAGAUACACUCAGUGGGGUCAUCAUAAAGAGUCUAACAGAGCACGGGGCAGCAGCCAAGGAUGGACGGCUGAAAGUUGGAGAUCAGAUUUUGGCUGUAGAUGAUGAAGUUGUUGUUGGCUAUCCUGUUGAAAAGUUUAUUAACCUUCUGAAAACCGCAAAGACAAAAGUGAAAUUGACGAUCCGUGCUGAGAAUCCAGACUCCCAGGCUACUACUUCUGUAACUGCUACAGCCAAUGGAGAAAAAAAGAGCAGCCCCCAGUGUCCAGUGAUCCCACCGUCUAGCUCUCCGGAACCAGAGCCGAUGCGAAGUACAAGCAGGUCGUCAACACCAGCAAUCUUUGCUUCUGAUCCUGCAACCUGCCCCAUCAUCCCAGGCUGUGAAACAACAAUUGAGAUUUCCAAAGGGCGGACAGGACUGGGCCUGAGCAUUGUUGGGGGAUCCGACACACUGCUGGGUGCCAUUAUUAUCCAUGAAGUUUAUGAAGAAGGAGCAGCAUGUAAAGAUGGAAGACUUUGGGCUGGAGAUCAGAUUUUAGAGGUAAAUGGAAUUGACUUGAGGAAGGCCACACAUGAUGAAGCAAUAAAUGUCCUAAGACAGACACCACAAAGGGUGCGCCUGACGCUCUACAGAGAUGAGGCCCCGUACAAAGAGGAGGACGUGUAUGACACCCUCACCGUCGAGCUGCAGAAGAAGCCAGGGAAAGGCCUGGGGUUGAGUAUUGUUGGUAAAAGAAAUGAUACUGGAGUGUUUGUGUCCGAUGUUGUCAAAGGAGGCAUUGCAGAUGCUGAUGGGCGACUGCUACAGGGAGACCAGAUACUGACGGUGAAUGGAGAAGACGUCCGUCAUGCAACGCAGGAAGCCGUCGCGGCUCUGCUGAAGUGUUCCCUCGGCACAGUGACCUUGGAAGUCGGAAGAGUCAAAACUGGUCCAUUCCAUUCGGAGAGGAGACCUUCUCAAAGCAGCCAGAUGAGUGAAGCCAGCCUGUCUUCAUUCACUUUUCCACUUUCGGGAUCCGGUACAUCUGAGUCACUGGAAAGUAGUUCAAAGAAGAAUGCACUGGCAUCUGAAAUACAGGGAUUAAGAACUGUUGAAAUUAAAAAGGGGCCCACUGACUCGUUGGGUGUCAGCAUUGCUGGAGGAGUGGGCAGUCCGCUGGGUGAUGUUCCUAUAUUUAUUGCAAUGAUGCACCCAAAUGGAGUUGCAGCUCAGACGCAGAAACUCAGAGUUGGGGAUAGGAUUGUCACUAUCUGCGGCACAUCCACGGAGGGGAUGACUCACACCCAGGCAGUUAACUUACUGAAAAAUGCCUCUGGCCCCAUUGAAAUGCAGGUGGUCGCUGGAGGAGAUGUGAGUGUGGUCACAGGUCAUCAACAGGAGCCUGCCAGUUCUAGUCUUUCUUUCACUGGGCUGACGUCAAGUAGUAUAUUUCAAGAUGACUUAGGGCCUCCUCAGUGUAAGUCUAUUACAUUAGACCGAGGACCAGAUGGCUUAGGCUUCAGUAUAGUAGGAGGAUAUGGCAGUCCUCAUGGAGACUUACCCAUUUACGUUAAAACAGUGUUUGCGAAGGGAGCAGCCUCCGAAGACGGCCGUCUAAAGAGGGGUGAUCAGAUCAUUGCUGUCAAUGGGCAGAGUCUGGAAGGGGUAACCCACGAAGAAGCGGUUGCCAUCCUUAAGCGGACAAAAGGCAGUGUCACUCUGAUGGUCCUCUCCUGA